GGAAUUGCUAUUUCCUGAGUACCCGGACCCAGGAAAGAAGCAUGAAGUGGCUUGUGAUCCUCGGGCUGGUGGCCCUCUCAGAGUGCUUAGUCAUAAUCCCUCUAAGGAAGGUCAAGUCCAUUCGAGAAAACCUCAGGGAAAAAGGGUUGCUGAAAAAUUUCUUGGAUGAACAUCCUCAUGACAUGAUCCGGAGCCGCCUGACGGAAAAUUCUGCCCCACAGAAAAAAAACACUACACUGCCCCUGAGAAACUACUUGGAUAAAGUCUAUGUGGGCAACAUCAGCAUUGGAACACCCCCCCAGCAGUUCAGCGUGGUCUUUGACACGGGCUCAGCUGACACAUGGGUGCCCUCCACCUACUGCCAAAGCAUGGCCUGUGUUACACACAACACCUUCGACCCUUUUCAAUCCACCACCUUCCAGUUCCCAGGCUUCAUCGUUGAGCUACAAUAUGCUACUGGGACAGUAACAGGAUUCCUUGGCUAUGACACCAUUCAGGUGGGGGACCUUAUCAUCAAGAACCAGGCAUUUGCUAUCAGCCAGUCAGAGGAUGACGUGGUCUUUGAAAAUGCACCCUUUGAUGGCGUCGUGGGCCUAAGUUUUCCCAGCAUGGCCAUCGAAGGAACCACCCCCAUCUUCGACACUAUAAUGAAUCAAAGCCUCAUCACUCAGACUGUCUUUGCCUUCUACUUGAGCAGCAACACACAGGAGGGCAGCGUGGUGAUGUUUGGUGGCGUGGACAAGAAAUACUACAAAGGAGAGCUCAAGUGGGUGCCCCUGUCGCAACCCCACUACUGGCAGAUACCUUUGGACAAGAUCACCAUCAGAGGGAGUUCUGCUGCUUGUAAACGCGGCUGCCCUGGCAUCCUGGAUACCGGGACCUCGUUGCUGAUGGGCCCAAAGAAUCAAGUCUACAAGCUCCAUAAGCGCCUCCCCGGCAUUUACCUACGGAAUGUGUACCUGAUCCAAUGUCAAGACAUCAACUCCCUGCCCGACAUCACCUUCACCAUUAACGGCACCGACUACCCAGUGCCAGCUCGAGUCUACGUCCAAAAGAGUUUUAAUGGCUUCUGUCUGAGUGGCCUUAGAGCACGCACAGACACUUUCCCCCCCAAGACGGCCUGGAUCCUGGGUGACGUCUUCUUAAGGAUGUACCUCACCGUUUUUGAUCGAGGACAGAACAGGAUUGGCCUGGCUACUGCGGUGUAAAUGCUGGGGUUGCUUCCAGAAACAAUCAGGCCCACCCUCCAAACACACAUUCGCUCACACCAAGGGCAUUAUCGCCCAGGGAGAGCCACUUGAAUGGGGUUCCAUGCUCUGUAAAGCCCUGUCUCUGUAAAGAAUAAAGGAUUGCCUUUGCAACCAA
Molecule: messenger RNA, 1365 nt
Organism: Phacochoerus africanus (Common warthog)
Lineage: Eukaryota; Metazoa; Chordata; Mammalia; Artiodactyla; Suidae
Product: pregnancy-associated glycoprotein 2-like
Exons: 9
Coding region: 42-1208 (388 amino acids)
Biological process (GO): proteolysis
Molecular function (GO): aspartic-type endopeptidase activity
Source: RefSeq, a predicted model, not a curated record